Lacerta agilis (Sand lizard) is the source of this 3835-nucleotide messenger RNA. RefSeq names its product zinc finger CCCH-type containing 7A (gene ZC3H7A). Gene Ontology annotation, molecular function: metal ion binding; protein binding; miRNA binding. The record is from RefSeq and is a predicted model, not a curated record. The transcript has 23 exons. NCBI's taxonomy places the organism in Eukaryota, Metazoa, Chordata, Lepidosauria, Squamata, Lacertidae. Bases 176 to 3088 code for a protein of 970 amino acids. Gene Ontology annotation, biological process: miRNA processing.
GAAGGAAGCGCGGAUAGAGAGAGAGAGAGAGAGGAGAGGCAGAGAAAGGGGCCUGGCUCGUCGUGCCUCUGCCGCGCUUGUCUUCGCCUCCUCAGCAGCAGCAGGAGCAGCUACACGGCCUCCUGUCCUGAGGGAGCAGAAGCUGCACGCUGAAGAAUUGGGUGUUCAUGAUAACAUGUCCAAUGUUUCCGUGGAUAGAAGCAUCAGACUGCAGGAGAUUAAGAAAGGGCUGCAGUUUAUACAGUCUACUUUACCUUACCCAGGGACUCAAGAACAAUAUGAGAUAUUUAUACGAGAGCUUGUUAAAAAUCUGUUUAACGAAGGAAACGAUGAGUACCGUGAAGGCAAGUGGGAAGGAUCGCUGAACCACUACUCAGAAGCCUUAAACAUAGCAGAUUAUGCCAAUUCUGAAGGGAUUCACAUUUCUGACGAAAUAUUAGAGAAGCUGCAUGUUAAUCGCAUAGCAUGUUAUUCAAAGAAGGGCUUGCAUGAUAAAGUUUUGGAAGAUUGUGGGAUAGUUUUAAAACUGAACGAAAACAAUUUCAGAGCUCUCUACCGGAAAUCUAAAGCCUUAAAAGAAUUGGGAAGAUACAAGGAGGCUUAUGAUGCAGUUGCCAAGUGCUCUCUCGCAGUGCCGCAAGAUGAAAGUGUAAUAAAAUUAACCCAAGAACUUGCUCAGAAACUUGGAUUAAAAAUAAGAAAAGCCUACGUUAGAGCAAAACCUUCCCCAAACCCUGUUUCUGGAGAAGUAUCAAGUAAGAGUUCAAAUACUUCUAUAGAAGAUAUUGAAUCAGAUUUUUCCAAUUGGAAGGAAAAGAUUCUUUCUUCCUCCUCCUCCCCUUCCAGUUUUACACCUGAAGUUUCAAGCGAUCUGUCUCCAUUGCCAAUGGCGUCUCUGAUCCCCCUUCCAGCUGAGAAGAGUUCACUCGCUGCCACCUCGCUGGCAAAUGGAGGAUCUUUCAUUGUACCUGAAGUCUGUUUAGACUGCAUGGAUGGAGAUGAUAUAAUUGGAGAUGAGCUAGAUGAGUUGCUUGAUUCCGUUUCUGAUUCUGGGGAAAGUGUCAUGCCCAGCACGGUUGUCCGAGGAGCCAUCCCAACAGCCACCAUGGCUCCCAGCAUACCUUUCUCUACCCCUUUGCUCGGGACAUUGUCAGUUGGGCCUGGAUUUGUUCCUGCCGCCUCUUUUUCAGAAAUGUAUUCCCAGCCUUUGGUUUCUGGCCUGGACAGCUUUUGUUCCUCUUUAACUACUUUCUCAAUCAGUGAUUCCAAAAGAGAUAUACCCAAUUCUGUUCCUAGAGAUGUCACGUCAGCGUUAAACAGUAAUUCUCCACUUCGACUUAUGAAUGGGCCUACAAGUUUGUUUGGGUCCGAGAACUACAUUGGGAUAUCCAGCCCAGGUCGAAAUGACUAUUCUAGCGUGUUUGGCAGUGGACCCCCUAGUAUACCUGUGUCAACAACGCCCUCUCUAGUUGCAAGAAAUCCUCUGGAAAACACACAUGAGCUAAGACAGGCCUGCCAGUCGUGCUUUAUCAAAAAGGGUCCAAAAGUAUUGGAUUAUACUUACCUUCCCAGUCUAGAGCACAUGUGUAAGAAGGAUAUCUUAGUAGGUAGAAUAAAGAACUCUGAAGAUAAAUCAUGGAAGAAAAUUAGGCCACGGCCAACAAAAACACAGUAUGUGGGACCGUAUUAUAUAUGUAAAGAUGUUGCUGCCGAAGAGGAGUGCAGAUAUCCUGGCCAUUGCACUUUUGCUUACUGCCAAGAAGAAAUAGAUGUUUGGACUCUGGAACGCAAAGGGGCCUUCAGUCGCGAAGCUCUCUUUGAAGGCAGUGGAGAGAUCAGGUUGACCGUGUCCCGGCUCUUGCAGGAACAUCACGGGCAGUUCAUGUUUCUUUGUGAGAAAUGUUUUGAGCAUAAACCAAGAAUAAUAAGCAAAAAUAAGGAUAACGCCUCUUACUGCUCUCAUCCUGCUAUGCACGACUUUGAAGACAACAAGUGCCUUGUCCACAUUCUGCAGGAAACAACAGUAAAGUAUUCUAAGAUACGACCUUUUCACGCUCAAUGUCAGCUAGAUUUGUGCAGGCAUGAAGUUCGUUAUGGCUGUUCACGGGAUGACGAGUGUUUCUACGCUCACAGUCUUGUAGAGCUCCAAGUGUGGAUAAUGCAGAGUAAGACAGGUAUUUCUCAUGAGGCUAUUGUUCAAGAAUCAAAAAAAUAUUGGCAGGCUAUGGAGUCUAAUGCACAUGGAGCACAGGUUCUCAGCAGCCAAGUGAAGCACGGAUCUCUGAAUUUGAAAAUGAAGUUUGUGUGCGCACAGUGCUGGAGAAAUGGCCAAGUUAGUGAGCCAGACAAAAACAAGAAAUACUGUAGCGCAAAGGCAAGGCAUCCAUGGACCAAAGAUCGCCGGGUGAUGCUGGUGAUGUCAAACGAGCGUAAGAAGUGGAAUACGAUUCGCCCACUUCCUACAAAGAAGCAAGUGCCUUUGCAGUUUGAUCUGUGCAAUCAUAUUGCAUCGGGCAAGAAAUGUCAGUAUGUCGGAAACUGCUCCUUUGCUCACAGUCAUGAAGAGCGAGAAAUGUGGACUUAUAUGAAGGAGAACGGCAUUCAAGACAUGGAGCAGUUGUAUGAAAUGUGGCUGAAGAGCCAAAAGCCGGAAAAGGGGGAGGACCCAGCUGCUCAAGCAAACAAGGAAAAUGGGAAGCAAAUUCACAUGCCAACAGAUUAUGCUGAAGUUACGGUGGACUUCCAUUGCUGGAUGUGUGGGAAGAACUGUAACAGUGAGAAACAAUGGCAAGGCCACAUCUCCUCAGAAAAGCAUAAAGAGAAAGUAUUCCACACAGAAGAUGACCAAAACUGCUGGCAGCAUCGCUUUCCAACUGGCUAUUUCAGCAUUUGUGAUAGGUAUAUGGCUGGUACUUGUGUGGAGGGAAACAACUGUAAAUUUGCACAUGGACCUGCUGAGCUCCGUGAAUGGGAAGAACGGAGACACGUUCUAAGAAUGAAGCUGAGCAAAGCCAGAAAAGAUCACUUGAUUGCUCCAAAUGAUAAUGACUUUGGAAAAUAUAGUUUUUUGUUUAAAGAUUUAAACUAACACUAUAACAAUGCAUUUGUGUUGCCAGAAGGAAGCAUAAAAUCAGAAUUUGACAAUAAUCAAAAGCAUGUGACAGAAGCUGCAGAUUUUUUCUGCUUUUAUUGGCCUGUAUUGUUCCUCCUGAAGAACAAAAUGUAGUAGAUGUGUAGGGGGGGAGUCGGCAGGUCUGUCUGUGCUCUCAUGAAACAGAAUGGUGAAGUUAUAAUAAAAACACAACCUGAAGUCUUACGUGCUUAUUCGCCUUCUGUUGGACAGAAGAAAGUUGGAAAGUAACGGGAAGGGUGGUAUUGUAAUGCCUAGCAAGCCCCUAGUGUUGGUCCUUCAGCUGAAAACUUUUUAAGGUAAGCUUCUAAAAACAGAUGUUUUGGGCUCAGAAGAAAAUGAUGGAUAAAAUUCUUCAGAUGUUUUAAUGGAGAGGAUUUGUUUAAAACAAGUUUGCUAUUUAUCUCUAUGUAGGUUGCUAUAAUAAAAGGAUUUUCUUAUUAAAAGAUUUAAAGCAAAAUAACCAUUUAACUACAAUAUAUGUUGAAUGGGGUAUUUUUCUCUAUUUGUAUGUUUCAAUAUAACUUGCUGAAAAGGAUAUUGGAAGAGAGACACGUAUUACUUUUUUUUGAAAAUCAAGUAGUUAAAAAUUCUGUUUCUUGGUCUUUGCUGUUUAAAUGAUGAUUUUGAAAGAUUCCACUUGUAUGUCAGUAUUGUGUAUUGUAUGGACCAAUAUUGCCUGUAAUAAAGAUAACUUUACAUAAA